This is a messenger RNA of Chelonus insularis, 3521 nucleotides long. RefSeq names its product splicing factor 3B subunit 2-like. The transcript is spliced from 3 exons. The record is from RefSeq and is a predicted model, not a curated record. Gene Ontology annotation, cellular component: U12-type spliceosomal complex; nucleus. NCBI's taxonomy places the organism in Eukaryota, Metazoa, Arthropoda, Insecta, Hymenoptera, Braconidae. The coding region runs from base 673 to 2778 and encodes 701 amino acids.
CUUUUGAUUAUCACAACCGGCUCUUGAUCGAUACGCAGUUCAAAAUGAUUACUAAUUUUGUUUUUAGUAUUGAUUAUCAAAAUACAACAGAUAAUAUGGAAAAAUUAUUUAUUCAAAAAUCAAAUUCUCAAUAUGAACAAAGAAAUAUUGUUAACAAUUUAUUGUUAAAACUUUCCUAGUUAUCAAUAAUUUUGAAUACACGUUUUGAAUUACUAGCAGCGUUUGGUUUUGAGAUUUAUAGAUGUCGUAAUAUUCUGUCGCCCGAAAAAUUCAUGAAAAUGAAGCCAACUAUUCUGUUGUAAACGGGAUUAGAUGGAAUUUGAACUGUUUCAUUCCGUUCCCUAUAUGUAUUGUUUUCAAUUUUUCUAAUGUGAAAGAAAUUUGAUUUAUUUAUAAAUGUUUAAUGUUAAUAACAUGAUCACAGUGAUUGCAAAAGUUCAUUAAAAUUUUGGUGUAUCAUACAUCAAGUAUUUAACUGAACAUUGAAUUAUUUACACUAAGAAUCCAUUCCGUGAUUAUUGCUGGCGAAAAAAUUAUAUGAAGAAAUUUUUUAACCUCUAAUGUGAUGAUAUAGUUUUAAUAUUUACUCAAUAUUAAUUUCUAUUAAAUCAAUUAUAAUAGUAAAUUCAUCUUAUAAUUACUAUUUGCUUUUUUAGUCAGUAAAAAAUAAUUAUGGCGGAACCGCCUAAAGCAUUGCCAAGUCUUUUAAGCUUGAAAGUAUCAGUUCCACCAGAUAUGCAGCAGAAUCAUGGUUCUAAUGAAGAAAAAGAGAGAGAAAAUGAUGAAGAAGUCCAAUUACCAGCAGCCUUAGAACAAGCAUUAGCAUUUAAAACUGAACGAGCAAAAGAAGUUGGAGCUGAUCCAAAUGAUAUAUCAGUACCCGGCACAUCUCCUACCCAUGAAGGCACUCGUGAAGAUCCAUCUUUAGAUUUUACAAUAGAAACAGAAACAACAAACACAAAUGUUGAAAAAUCUGAUGCAAAAUCUAAUAAAACCAAGAAAAAGAAAAAAAAGAAGAAAAAGAAGCAUUCUGAUGAAAAGAUAAUUGAUUUUAAUAAAAAGACUGUAGAAUCGGAAAAUUCUGUACCUAAAGAUGACAUAGAAGUAGAAUAUAUUCAAGAAAUUCCAACAGUAGCUGAUUUAGAACCUAUGUAUCGUCAAUUUGCAAGAGUAUUUGAAGCAUUUAGACUCGUAGAACCUGAUGGUCAGACGGAUAAAGAUAAAGGUGAAGCCAUUGGACAGUAUCCACCUACUGUCCCAUUGUCAAUGGUACCCAGUAAAGUGCCUUUAAUUGAUGAUUUUGAUGAAGAAGCUAAUCAACAUCAACAGGCUCAAAAUGUCGGUGAAAAUGGAGCUCCAAGACUCUCUAAACGCAAAUUAAAGAGAUUAACAAGGUUGAGUGUGGCUGAAUUAAAACAACUUGUUGGUAGACCUGAUGUAGUUGAAAUGCAUGAUGUCACUGCGCGGGAUCCAAAGUUGUUAGUUCAGUUAAAAGCACAUAGAAAUACGGUACCGGUUCCCAGACAUUGGUGUUUCAAAAGAAAAUAUCUUCAAGGCAAACGAGGUAUAGAGAAGCCUCCAUUUGACCUUCCAGACUUUAUCAAACGCACAGGAAUCACAGAAAUGAGAGCAAGUCUUCAAGAAAGGGAUGAUGGACGAACUCUCAAAGCAAAAAUGCGAGAACGAGCACGACCCAAACUUGGAAAAAUCGAUAUUGAUUAUCAAAAGCUACACGAUGCUUUUUUUAAAUGGCAGACAAAACCUAGGAUGACUAUUCAUGGUGAUCUUUAUUAUGAAGGUAAAGAGUUUGAAACAAGAUUAAAAGAAAAGAAACCUGGGGAAUUAUCUGAUGAAUUGAGGACGGCUUUGGGCAUGCCUAUUGGCCCUAAUUGUCAUAAAGUGCCACCUCCGUGGCUUAUAGCUAUGCAACGAUAUGGUCCACCUCCAAGCUACCCAAAUUUAAAAAUUCCUGGGUUAAAUGCUCCUAUUCCCGAAGGCUGUGCUUUUGGAUAUCAUGCAGGUGGUUGGGGUAAACCGCCAGUUGAUGAAACUGGUAGACCUUUGUAUGGUGAUGUAUUCGGAAUUGCAAGAGCACCAGGUAGUGAUGCUCUCGAUGAAGAAGUUGAUCGUGGAAUGUGGGGUGAACCAGAAUCAGAAUCAUCAGGAGAAGAAGAUGAAGACGAUGAAGGAGAAGAAGGGGAUGAAGGUGAUGGUGAUGGUAAAGAAGCAGAUGGAGAUGCUAGUGGUUUAGUAACACCUGGAGCAGAAGGAUUGAUAACUCCAAGUGGAAUUGCAUCAAUUCCUGCUGGCUUAGAAACUCCAGAAACUAUCGAAUUGAGGAAGAAAAAGAUUGAGAGUGAAAUGGAAGGUGGUGAUACUCCAGCACUGUAUACUGUUCUUCAAGAAAGAAGAACAGAAGGGCUUGGGGCCAGUAUGAUGGGAAGUACCCAUGUGUAUGAUAUGACUGGUGCUGGUGGUCAAGCUCCUCCAUCUGUCAUAGCUGCUGCGAGACGAGGAAUAAGUGGGUCAACUUCUGAAUCAAGAGUUGAAAAAGAUGGAACUGUUGAAGUUGCUUUAGAUCCUAGUGAGCUUGAUCUCGACUCUGAAGCUAUGGCUUCACGGUAUGAGGAAACUAUGCGAUCAAGGCAAGCCCAUCUCAGACGUGAAGACCUCUCAGAUAUGUUACAAGAUCAUGUUCAACGUCAAAAGAGUAAGAGAAAACGACAGCAAGGGCAAGAAACGAAAUCUUCAAAGAAAUAUAAAGAAUUCAAAUUCUAAGUCAAUUAAUGGGUGGACUCUUAUACUUUAUAUUAUAUUAAUUGUCUAUUGUGUAGCGACUUAUAGCAGUCCCGAUGUCUAACCAGCUUCCUUGUGAAGUAACACUGAACAUUAAAGGCAAUGAUAAACAGUCACCGAGUAAUAGGACAGCUAAGAAUAUUGACGAAGAUGCUAAAACGUGGCUUGCACAUCCCACCAGCACUAAAGGUAUUGCUAAUUUUAAUAAAAUUAAUGCUGACAUAGUAAAAGGUGAAAAUACUGUGAUGAAGUAUCGUGUCCACAUUGGAUCGAAUGAACUAAUACUGGCCAUGUUACCUGUGCCAAAAAAUGAUAGCAGUAUAUACAGCAUCUAUUUAAUUUAGUAAAGGAUAAAUCAAAAAGCUGUCAAUUAUUAAAAUAUUUCAAAAAUUUAAAAAAAAUUUUAAAGGAUACAAAGUAUGCAGCUAUGACUAGAUCUUCUAGAGUCAAUAAUUUGUGAUUAUUUUUAUUGACUCCUGAUACUGUUCGAUUUCUCUCAAGAGCUUUUAGUAAAGCAAUUAAAUGCACAGCAAGCAGUAUGUAAACUUGUGGUUCAUAGGAAGCUGAUAACAAGGUUAGAGGACAGAGUAAUCCCAGUGUAACUCCAGCUAAUCUUGUUCCUUUAUUUGUUGAAGAGUAAAGACAGAUGCAUAUCGGACUAGUGAUCAGAAUAAUCCAAGAUAAACCUUUUCGACCAUCAAUAAAUUCAGUUAUAAUCAAUGAAA